CGUCUCCUCGCCUCAGUCGCCUUGAGAUCGUCAACUUGCAAGUCGUCGUUCUCGCUCACGAAGAUGUCUCGGCUGAUGGCGUCCUCACUCCGGUGUCUGCCCCAGGGCUGGGCCUCCACCUCCCGACUCGGUGCAGGCGGUGCCCGGGCCCUGGGCUCCUCCUGCGCCGUUCUUGCGCCGGCGAAGAGCAAGCAGAGCCUGUCCCGUCCCGGCGUCAAGAACGUGGUGCUCGUGGAUGGCGUGCGCACGCCAUUCCUGAUGUCGGGCACCUCGUACAAUGACAUGAUGCCCCAUGACCUGGCACGCGGAGCUUUACAGGGACUACUUUCGCGCACCGGUUUGCCCACGGAUGCCGUGGACUACAUUGUGCUCGGCACCGUGAUACAGGAGGUGAAAACGAGCAAUGUGGCUCGCGAGGCUGCUCUUGGAGCUGGGUUUUCUGACAGGAUCCCUGCACACACGGUAACCAUGGCCUGCAUCUCGUCAAAUCAAGCCAUGACUACGGGCUUUGGGUUGAUAGCGGCGGGCCAGUGCGACGUGGUGGUGGCCGGGGGAGUGGAGUUCAUGUCGGACGUGCCCAUCCGGCACAGCCGCAAGAUGCGCAAGACCCUGCUGUCUCUCAACAAGGCCAAGACGGUGGGGCAGCGCCUGGCGUUGGCGGCCUCGCUGCGCCUGGCGCACUUCGUGCCAGAGCUGCCGGCCGUGGCCGAGUUCUCGACGAGCGAAACGAUGGGCCACUCGGCGGACCGCCUGGCGGCGGCGUUCGGCGUGUCGCGUGCCGAACAGGACGAGUUUGCGCUGCGCUCGCACUCGUUCGCCAAGAAGGCGCAGGAGCAGGGGCUGCUGUCCGACCUCGUGCCCCUCAAGGUGCCAGGGAAGGACACGGUGACGAAGGACAACGGCAUCCGCCCCAGCAGCAUGGAGCAGUUGGCGCGACUCAAGCCGGCCUUCAUCAAGCCGCACGGCACCGUCACGGCCGCCAACUCCUCCUUCCUGACUGACGGAGCGUCGGCUGUGCUCAUCAUGUCUGAAGAGAAGGCUCUCGCCAUGGGAUACAAACCCAAGGCCUACCUUCGGGACUUUGUGUACGUCUCUCAAGACCCGAAGGACCAGCUGCUGUUGGGGCCAUCCUACGCCACCGCGCGUCUUCUGGCCAAGUCCGGGCUCUCCCUCGGCGACAUCGACGUGUUUGAAUUCCACGAGGCGUUCGCUGGCCAAAUCCUAGCCAACAUGCGGGCCAUGGACUCGGACUGGUUUGCUCAAAACUACAUUGGACUCAAGUCCAAGGUGGGGGCCCCCCCCGCUGAGAAGUUCAACCUCUGGGGGGGCUCGCUGUCGCUGGGCCACCCCUUCGGCGCCACCGGCUGCCGCCUCGUUACCACUGCCGCACAUCGGCUGCACCGCGAGGGGGGGCAGUACGCGCUGGUCGCCGCUUGCGCUGCCGGAGGCCAGGGCCACGGCAUGAUUGUGGAGGCAUACCCACAGAAGUGAGGGCCCUCCCCAGCCUCGGUCGAGGCGAGGAGGAGGUGGAGGCGGCAGUGCCGGUGGCCGUUUCAAUUCAACACGGAGGGGAGGCGUGUGCGGCGAGCCCGACCCCCUGCCUAGCGACGUCGAACCUGGACCCCCCCCCCCCCACCACCUCAGCUUGGCGGCUGCAUCCAUAUGGAGCUCCUGCUUGGAGCUAUCGAGAUGGGACGGGCGUCUCCCAAGUGGUUCAUGAUGGCAAUGUCGGGGCCACUUAAGCGAGCACCGCUGAGAUCUAUUGGGUUCAAAUCCCAGACUCCCCUCCACUCCCCCCCCCCCCCCCCCCACCACAGCCGGUGGUUAAACCAGGUUUGUAGUCGGUAGUGAGUUUGACGUCUCAGCCCAGUCUCCCAGUGACUGCACGAUAGGUCUGUGUCCAGUCAAUGUCAUUAUUGCGCUUAAUGUGACUUCGGUUGGCUCUGAAUGACAGUGGAAGCUGCAUACAAGUAUUUUACACCCCUUGCGAGCGAGGCCAGCUGUGCUUAUAUCAGAAGUAGCGUGCAUCUAUCCAAAUAUACCCUCAGCCUUCCUCCCUGCAGUGUGCUGUCAAUGUGUUUUGCUUAUUUCAGAAUGGUGCUGAUGUUAAAGGGGUGCUUCUCACCAUCCUGAUCUAAUAUCCAUCAGUACAUAGACUCGCGGCAAUCGACCUGAAUUUGUCACAGAGCGUGAAGGAAGCGCCGCUUAGUGUCAGCUGUAACGAUCCGGUACGCUUUUCCGAUAAUUAUUUUGGCACCACGUCACGUGCGUCUCUCCUUUUUGUUCCGUAUCAUUUUUACAAACCUAUUCAUAGGUUUCUAGGAAUAUCGGGUACAAUAAAUGUAGGAGCAUUAUUGUUACGGAUAGAUGUGUACCCUGUCUUCCAGUGGGUCGUGCCUUACACCGAUAAGUCCUUGCUCUGAGCCAGCCGAGCUUUACGGCGUUCCAGGAAGUAUCGAGUAAGAAAUGAAUAGCUGCCUCGCGUGCUGAGCGAUGGGACUAUUUUAGUAAGCAAAACAGUCUUUGAUGGGAGUUUUGGAAUAUAUGGUGACAACAUGAUUUACCAUAUUCUCUGGAUUAUAAAACACUCUGGAAAGUAAUACCUGUUCGAAAUUUGUAUCCGGUGUCAAUAAAAGUCUGGGCACACGCGCGCACAGACAACUACCGGAUUGUAAGACGAACCCCCUAAGUUUUGCUUUAAGAUGCAGUGGGGAGGAAAAAAAUUGUGUCCAGCAUUAUAAUCCCAGAGAAUGCGGACGUUUGUUGUUCUUCCCCCGCACCUCCGAUUAUCAGGGUUGGCUACGUGCAGUGCAAUGUAAGUUCUACAUACAUACCGUUUAAACAUUUCACAUUCUCUGUGCAUGUAUUCCGAAUUAAGCUAAUUUCAAUAAAGAGCAAGUGCUUGACUAAACCACUAUCUCUCCUGUGUAAUAAACUCCCCAGUUGGCAACGGUAAAGCGAUAACACGCAGAUUGUAGCAGUCCCCCUAGAAGGUUGAAAUAAACGCUCUGCUGUUGAAUGGCGCAAUCCAGUCACAGUGGUGGUUUUUGCUGCAUAUCGUUGGAAAGAGUGUUGUGUUUGAAGCGCGUCAUUCGUUAAAGGGAGUGUUUUCUGAAGGGUGCUAUUGUCGAUGCAUUUCUGGGGUUGUGUGGCUGUGUCCGUAUAUUUGUUUGUUGGGCCCAAACUACGUUGCGUAUAAAUAAUAACAAAUCCACCCACUGGGAGGUGUUCGUCAGAAUUGACUCGAUAGCAAUUGAUGUUCUGUUUAUGUAAAAUGUACACCUGGGCAAGCUUUCACUACUGCAGAUGUGGUCUCGGUGGGUCCUCGAAUGACCAUCAGGAAGUUCCGAGGAUGCUUAAAUCGGUCGGGUCAACCCUGAUGCUGUCAAGGGAUAAUUACAUCUGAGGAUGCGUGAGGCUAACAAAACUUUUGAGAUCGCGACAAUGCACUUUGUUCCUAUUCUGUCACCUGAAGACGAUUGCUUGUGUUGCGAUCGAAACGUCGUGAUAGUUUUAUUCUUUUUCUAUCUACGUGGCAUUACCGAAAGACCCAUAGAAUAUAUAUAUUCCUGCAGUCACGAAAGCUUUAAGUCAAGAUUUCACUUUGUUCCUCUUUGCAUUUCUGUUUUCGGUCAAACUGCGGGUUAACAUUUAUUUUCCACUAACCACUUGGCUUGCACUCCAGAUGACGUCUCGAUCUGGGCCUUUUGCAAAUAAUAAAAUAGAAAUGUGA
Lethenteron reissneri (Far Eastern brook lamprey) is the source of this 3733-nucleotide messenger RNA. RefSeq names its product hydroxyacyl-CoA dehydrogenase trifunctional multienzyme complex subunit beta (gene HADHB). Gene Ontology annotation, biological process: fatty acid beta-oxidation. Gene Ontology annotation, cellular component: mitochondrion. The record is from RefSeq and is a predicted model, not a curated record. Gene Ontology annotation, molecular function: acyltransferase activity, transferring groups other than amino-acyl groups. NCBI's taxonomy places the organism in Eukaryota, Metazoa, Chordata, Hyperoartia, Petromyzontiformes, Petromyzontidae.